AUGGCGCAUGGAAAGAAAAGUAUUAAGUCUUCUAAUCCAAAACCAUGUGAUGCAACGUCAAGGACGUCUAGGACGGAUAAAGAUUCUGACGUCACGGACGAUUAUGACCGUCCUCUGCAGUGUCCAUCACAUUCCACAAGGGUAAUGAAUCUUUACUGCGCUUUUUGUGAAAAGCCAAUUUGUGACAAAUGUAAAACCACUGCGCAUGCGCGGCAUUCGACUGAAGUCAAAGGAAACAGAGCACUGGUCCGUGCAGCAAACUACAAACGAAAGUUUAUUCAGAAAAUGGUGGACAGCCGUAAAAUCUCAGUCAUUCCAAGAAUCAAAAGUCUUAUUGUUGAAUUAUCUGAGAGUAAGACAAAGUUACACGGUCGUGUGGAAAAUGUUAUCAAACGAUAUCAAAAUUAUGCCAGUAAACACCGCGAUAAGUUGAUUGCCCCGGAAGAAGAAUGGGUGAGCGAAAUCGUUUUCAAGUUAAAUAAAUAUGUCAAAAAUAUGGAUGAGAAAAUCAUGUUUCUAAAGGAACAGUUAUUCGAUGUACAGGCCUCCCUUCAGCUUAUUCAAAGCGAGUUAGAUUCAAUGAGUCAUGCGGAACUACUUUUAAUAUCUAACACACUACGUUCAAAUCUCGAAUUCAUCCAUGAACCAAAAUGGCCAUGCGAGGAAAUAAUGGUCACUUUGAAACUUCAAACAGUUCCAGACUUUGGUUCAGUGAUGUUCCAAACGGAUAAAUAUUCCGAUAAGAACUGUAGUGUCACUUUUGAUCACGUGAUGGCUGAACCAGUUAUAUACUCCAGAGUUUUUGAUACAAGACUGCCUAUUCCGAAGAAAGCACUCGCAGACGAAAAUGCAAAGAUUUCGCUGGCGUCUGCGUCAGAAAUGUACGUGUCAUUUGGGGAAUAUAUAGUAGCAUAUACACUGGAUAGCAGACGAUAUAAGAAAGCAAGCAGUAACAUACAUUUUACAUACAUAAUGACAGUGCGAGAUAAUAUUAUUGAUAUCUCGUGCGAACAGAACGGGCACCUGUUCUAUCUGACACAUAAUGCGGUGAAUUCAAUCACAGACCAACGAAAAAUUCGUAAAUGUUUUUCUUUAACUGAGACACCCAGCGCUAUAUGUGUAACAACAGAUGGACAUAAAAGUGUGUUCAUCGCCUUCCAUGAUGCCGGCAAGAUAUUCAAAUACGACAUGAAAGGUGAAAUCCUCAUGGAACUAAGUCAUCCUGAUCCAAAAAUGGUUUACCGUCCAAGACAUAUGGCCUUGAAUUACAUUGGUGACCUUUUCUUCUCCGACGAUAUCUCGAACAUUACCAUCUUAGACGAGAACGGUAUUUGGAAAGGGGCUAUAACUCGUGACGCCAAAACAACAUCUUCUUGUGGACCAUUACGGCCAACAGGAAUCGCUUGUUCAUUACAGCGGCAUGUCUUCAUCAUUGACAACAACGCAACAACAAAUGUUCAUAUUUUCAGUGAGGACGGGAAAUACCUACAAACAGCUGUAUUCAAGAACCUUAAAGACGCCUAUGUGUUGAACAUUGACCGGUCAGGUGACGUGUGGAUAGCCUUCAAAGACGGCCGCAUCCGUAUUUAUAGACCAAACUUUAUUGGUGACUUAGACUGA
Mercenaria mercenaria is the source of this 1620-nucleotide messenger RNA. RefSeq lists its product as uncharacterized. Gene Ontology annotation, molecular function: ubiquitin-protein transferase activity; zinc ion binding. The record is from RefSeq and is a predicted model, not a curated record. The coding region runs from base 1 to 1620 and encodes 539 amino acids. Gene Ontology annotation, biological process: positive regulation of DNA-templated transcription. The transcript has a single exon. Gene Ontology annotation, cellular component: chromatin; nucleoplasm. Lineage: Eukaryota; Metazoa; Mollusca; Bivalvia; Venerida; Veneridae.